This is a messenger RNA of Saccostrea cuccullata (small rock oyster), 633 nucleotides long. Its product is annotated as spermine synthase-like. NCBI's taxonomy places the organism in Eukaryota, Metazoa, Mollusca, Bivalvia, Ostreida, Ostreidae. The record is from RefSeq and is a predicted model, not a curated record. Gene Ontology annotation, biological process: spermine biosynthetic process. Gene Ontology annotation, molecular function: spermine synthase activity. The transcript has 6 exons. The annotation marks the transcript as partial.
AUGUCAAUCAAUGAAGGUGUAUUAGAGACAUUGAGAGCCAUCCCUAGCCUGUGUUUGGAUGGAGAGUUGAACUGCAUGGAGAAUAGUCCCUCCUCAUUGGGUGGCCGUGUUCUGUUAUCGACUAAUCGAAAGGGAAGCCACAUGGUGGCUCAUUGCUAUGCCAAUGGUUUGAUAACAGUGGAUGUUCAACAUUUUAAGUCAGAGAAAAGCUCAGACACCCUCCAUGAUGAAAUGACGACCGCUAAGAACUUGGAGGCAAAGAUCCGUGAGUCGCUUGGAGACCUUUGCAAGUACAGCAGAUGUUUGCCUGGAGAAAUAACACGAGGGGAGCUCACUCCAUAUUUUUCAUCCGGAGGUGACACCCUUUAUGAAUACGAAAACUUGAAGCUCAUGUUCGAGAAAGAUUCCAAAUUUCAGAACAUCAAAAUCUACCACAAUCCUGAAGUUGGAAAUUUCAUGUGUUUGGAUGAUGAUAUAAUGAUCGGCGAAAGUGACCUUAUUUACACGCAGACGUUACUGGGCAUCGAGCGCAACGAUUUCCGGGAUAAAACUGUUUUGAUUCUAGGGGGAGGAGACGGGGGAAUAAUGUAUGAAUUGCUGAAAGAGAACCCCAAACACGUGCUAAUGGUGGAG